AUGAUAAUCGACUGUUUGCUACUACGCUACUGCGCGGUUGAACUCUAUGGCCGCAAAGAAAUUUAUGAUAUGUUACGGGGCACGAAACCUAAUCGAAAAUUCCGAUUUCGAUACCAACAUCGGUCAGUAUUCAAUCCCUGUUUCGAUACCGGUUUCAAGCUUCAAAUUAUAUCGCAAUACUCAUAUACUCUGUAAUAUUUAUCAUAGAAAUCUGUUCUGAAAAUUCUAAUCUAGAAAAGAUUCGGACUAAAAAAAAUUAUCCGUCAAUAUUAUUUAUUUAUAUAUAUAUAUAUAACGCGUCAUUGUUCGCGCAGUUGGGACGCGUGCGUUGCCGACGGUGAGCGCUGUUGUCGACGAGAACAACGAUUAUACGUAGUGAGAUGUAUUAUCGAAACACUCCGCACUCCCCGUAUACCGUACGUAUCAAUGCUUACGUUUCUAUUCCCGGUUAACCUGUCGCAUAGUUUUUUUAUCGUAAAAUUUUAAAAUUAUAUUUCAUUGCAUAACUCCUAGUUUUGAUUUAAUUUCGAUAAAUUUGUGUUAGGUAUCUCGAAGUGAAUUUUUAUCCCCCUUCAACUUCGAUUACCUCGACUCGACGUGUACGGGUGAGAGGAACUCACAACACCCUCCGUAAAUACGCCGCUGUUAUACUGUGUACUGCUGAUAGUCAACAGAUAAAAUCAAGAUGGAUUAAUUAGAUAUUUAAACUUUGGAUAUAAGAUUAUGUAAAAUGAAAAUUAUCUACGAUUGUCUCAUAAUGUUCUGGUCUUAUAUAUUAUCUAAUGAUAAUUUUAUCUAAAUAUUCUUAAUAAAAUGUCCAUUUAAAAUGAUCAAUUUUUUUUCUAAAAUCGAAUAGAUAUUCAGUCAAAUGAAAAACGAAAUACGAAAUAAAGAUUUUGUAAUUUUUCACAUAUUUUUUCUUCCAUGAGAAAACCUGUUUCGUAGUCCCGUGCACGUGUUUGCUCAAUGUCAAACCCGUCAAACGGUCUAUUUAACAUUUGAAUUAUACGCCUGUAGUUGUCGGUUGAAACCAUUCGGGAAUGAUUUAUCAGUCGAUAUUGCGUUAAAAGAUUAAAAUAAAAAAAUAAAAUAAUUUUUCUAUUACAAUAUGAUGACUUUUUUGUAUUACUUAAGAUUAUUAUUAUUGUGUUUAUUUUAUUGAUGACAACAUUAAACUGACAUAUUACUAUAGGUAUAAUAUUUUAAUAUCUAUCAUGGAACUUAAUCAAUGUAUCAAAAAUUCUUCAACAAAUUCAAAGUGAGUAUUUAUGAGACACUUACGUAUUAUAAUUGAUCGUAUAUUUAGUUAUAUAUUUAUGAUCAAUGCUAUUACUAAAUUUUGUUAUCUAAACUAUCAUUAGCUAAGUUAUUAAUUACUAAGGAUACCAGAGUACCUACCCAAUACAAACGUCUUAAAUAACGGGUUAAAGAAUGAUAUGAUUUUAUGUGUUCUAUGAACAAUAUAUUUUAAUAUAAUAAUAUUAUCUGCCCAUUUUUAUUUAUUUCCUUUUUAAUGCAUUACAGUGUACAGGCCAUUAAUGCCAAACGCAUCUAGGUACCGAUUCCCCGGCACCCGGUAUGAUUCAUAAAUUACUUAUACAUUCUAAACAUCUUACAAAUUAAUAGGUAUUAUCAACAUUCAUACAAUGAUACUAUAAACUACAGUUUUUCCAGCUACAUACCAUUGAUUAUGUGUAUAUGUAUAGAUAAUAUUAGUUAUAAAAAAUAUCUAAGGUUAUUUAUUGACUCGCAAUUGAAAUGGAAUAAGAACAUUGGAUAUUUAAUAAAGUUAAUUGGUAAAUUCAUUUACAUCUUCCAAAACUUUAGAUCCAAAGUUAAUAAAAGGCAAUUGAGAAUAAUUUAUAUCUCAUUUGUUCAAUCUAUUAUUGCUUAUGGUAUUGAGAGUUGGCAAUUUAGGCAAUUUAGAAAUAAUUAUAAAUAAAUAAAUAAAAUGUAUAUUAAAGUUGUCAAACUUUACAAGUACCAUUGGUAUUUACAAAAAGAUCAACGUGUUUAAUUUUAAUAGUAUAUUUAAAAAAUGUUUACUACUACUUAUAUUUAAACAUAGAAACAGUAUUCCAAUUUGUAAACAUAUAAUCUAAUUCAAGAUUUAAAAAGAAUGUUAACUUAACAAUGUCUGUGUUAUAAAUUGUUCGGUUCAAAAUGUUCUUUGAAUACUGAUAUUAUGUUUUGUAAACAUUUAAAUAUUAAUAUUAACCUUUUUAAAAAUUGUUAUCAUUUCAAAUAUAGCAUACUUAAGCUACUUUAGAUUAUAUGCUUUUUUUUUUUUUCAAUUACCAAAAAGUAUCCAAAUAGUAUUAUACACAUUUUAAUAACAUUAGAAAGAGAAAUUAUUCAUUCAAAGUGUAUUUCUAAUUUAUUAAAUUUAUGUACCUACCUACUAUUACUCGUUCCUCAUAUAAACUUAAACAUUUAAUUAUCAUAAUUAAUCUGAAACAAUUUAAAAAGAAUAAAUAUAUUGUUUGUUAUUUGCAAUUCAUAUAUUUCAUUAAUAUUGGUUCUAUUUUUAUUUUGCCAUGAUUAAAACCAUAAGUUUAUGUACACUUCAGUUCUUAUUUUUUUCUGUUUUGUGAGAACAUUUUCAAGUGCCCUUAUUGGGAUUUGUAAAACUUACAACCCUUUUACUCUGAAAAAAAAUUAGGACAAUUUUUUUACAAGUUAACAUCCUAUUAUUAUAUUAUAAAUUAUAUUAUUAUAAGUUAACUAUUAUUAUAAGUUAACUGUUAUUAUUAGUUAACAUCCUAUUGUUAUAUUUCUAACUAUUCACAUUAUACAUAUAUUUAGCAGGUACUUACCUAAAAUAUAUAAACCUCUAAUACAGUGUUUCUUAAAGUUUUUGAGAUUACGGAACAUCAAACAAUAAUAUUUUUUUACACGGAACCCAUAAAAUAAAAAAUACAUAAUUUCUCUUGUUUACUCAUAUCGGUGGUAAUAUUAUUAUAACAAAUUUAAUAAAUUGUCAUACUUCCACACAUGAUGGGCUAAAAGAGAAAAAUUUUAGGUGAAAAUCAUCAAUACUCAUGUCAUUUUUGAUUUAUUUUAAUUGUUAAAUGGUUAAUUUUUGUAGAAUUUCAAUUAACUUUUUCCAGGCCUUCCGGACCACAAUUUUUAUAAGUAACACUUAAGAGGUGUUUAAGAAAUAUUGCUCUAAUAUUAAUAACUAAUUAUUAGGAUUUUAAAAUUUUUCAGAUACAUACACAACUCUGAAGUAGAAAAAGAACAAUCAAAUAGCCCAACAAUUGAAAUAAAAAAAGAAUUUGAUUUAAUAAAUGGUUGUACAUUUGAAAGUAUAAUAACUAUUGAAAAUGUUCCUAUGAAAUUAAUUUCACAUGAAAAAUCGAAAAUUAGAAAAAAGAGUUAUACGUGCAAAUACUGUCAUAACACAUUUAAUUCUAAAUCAAGUUUGACAUGCCACAUGGAAACGCACACUGGAAGAAAAGUUGAUAGUGACAACCAACAUCUACAGUGAGUAUUUUUAAGGAUCAUUAUUGUAAUCAACAGAAGAAUCGUAAUUCACUUCAUUAGACCACAAAUUUACAGCUCUCAUGAGUUUAGAUGAUUCCCUAGCUGUCUGUAAUCUAUAUAUAAUGCUGUCACGACUUAAAGGAACUUUACGUUCAGCGGAAGUUUCCCUAUUUCUUCUCUAAUUAUUACUUUUUUUUGUAUUAGAUAGCUUGAUUUCUCGUUUUACUUUAGUUUAGUCAUUUAGAUGUAACCGUUUUCUGCUAGUAUCUCUGGUACAUCUCAGUUAUUUUUUCAUCCAUGUUACCAAGACAACUCGUAAAUUAAUAAUAGUACAAUAGUACAAAAAAAAAAAAAAAAAAUUUUAGAGGAUAAUAUUCAAUAGGAAAUAGAUUUCAAUAGUUAUAAACCUUCUCUGAAUAACGUGAAAUUGAUGGGGAAACCGCAUCAAAAUCCGUUGUGUAGUUUAGGAGUAGUUAGUGGAUAUACAGACAAACGCAGAAAGCGACUUUAUACUAUUUAAGGAGGAUAAUUGAUGAUCAAAAACAAAUAUUUUGAUACAUUUUUACAUAUUUUUUUUAUGCUUAGGUACCUGUUGUAUUAUUUUUAAAAUAUUUAAUUUGUUUGGAGUUUACCAUCUUUCAUAAGAUAUUAAGAUAUGAUUUUUUAAAUAUUUGUAUAUAUUAUUUAUUUUUGGAUUUAUGAUGAUUACCUAAUAUUAACUAUGAUUUUUAAUUUUUUAGAUUUACAAUUAACUCUGGAGAAGAAAUUCAACAACCAAGUACACGAGCAAUUGAAAUAAACAAAAAUAUUUAUUUAUUAAAUGAUUGUAAGUUUGAGAAUGUAUUAACUGACAAUGAAAACCAACCACCACAGUAAGUUUUUUUUUCUUUAAUAGUUUUAAUUAAAUUAAAUUAAACUGAUGAAAUAUGUAAAAUAAUGUCAUUCCGUAUUACACAUAUCCUUAAAGCUAUCAGUGAUCAAUCAGCAGAGCACAAUUAAUAAUUAUUAAUUAAUUAUUAAAAAUUAUAUACAUAAUUAUGUGAUAAUUGCAAAUUAGUUGUACUAAUUAGAAACUGUUAAAAUUUUAUUUCUCUAAUCAAAAAACAAAAAAAAAAACCCAUAUUAUACUAGCUUUGGAAAAAGUUAAUAAAACAAUGAUUUAAAAAAUUAUUUAAUUAUAUUAUAUAAAACUAUUUGAAUAAUGAAUUGUAUUAAUUAUACAAUUUUUAUAUUUUUUACACUACCAAUGUUUUGUUUUGGAUUUAUUUAAAUUGUCAUUAUAUUCGAUUUUUGUCAGUGUAACUCUAAACUAAAUUAACUGAUUAUAUUAUUUUAUAAAUUAUUAUUCAACAAAUUAAACGAACAAUUUUCAAUAAAUAUUUCUGUUUGUUUUGUUAUAUUGCCUACAAGAAUCUUCAAAUUUAGGUUAUACUAUUUUUUUUUUUAUACAAGCGGUAGGUAUUAUAUUAUAUAUAUAAUAUGUAUUCUUAGGUUGUAUUAUACUAUUUAAAUCUUUUAUUAUAUUAUCUCCUAAUUAAAUUUUGUCCAGUUUUGAGAUUAAGAUAAUUAAUAUAUAUUGUGGUUAUAAUAUUUUCAGAUACAUAUACAACUCUAAAGAAGAAAUAAAACAAUCAAAUCAGGCAAACGCUUUAAAAAAUUAUACAAAAACUCACAAUGAAAAAAAAUGCCAAGUUUGUGAGAAAUCAUUUUCUCAAUUGUCCAAUUUAAAUCGUCAUAAGUUAAUUCACACAGCAGAAAAGCUCUACGAAUGUAAUGAGUGUGAAAAAUCAUUUAACCGUAAGGCUCAUUUGAUGAUUCACACGAGGAAACAUACUGGUGAGAAACCUUUUAAAUGCAAUAUUUGCAAAGUAUCAUAUUCUCAAUUGUCUACUUUAAAUCGGCAUAAGUUAAUUCAUACCGGUGAGAAACCUUUCAAAUGUAAUAUUUGCAAAGUAUUAUUUUCUCAAUGGUCCACUUUAAAUCGGCAUAACUUAAUUCAUACAGGAGAAAAACCCUACAAAUGUAACGAGUGUAAAAAAUCAUUUAGGCAUAAGUUUCAAUUGAUUACUCACAUAAGGAUUCAUACUGGUGAGAAACCUUUUAAAUGCAAUAUUUGCAAAGUAUCAUUUUCUCAAAUGACCACUUUAAAUCGGCAUAAGUUAAUUCAUACCGGUGAAAAACCUUUCGAAUGUAAUAUUUGCAAAGUAUUAUUUUCUCAAUUGUCGACUUUAAAUCGGCAUAACUUAAUUCAUACAGGAGAAAAACCCUACAAAUGUAAUGAGUGUAAAAAAUCAUUUAGGUAUAAGUUUCAAUUGACUAAUCACAUAAGGGUUCAUACUGGUGAGAAACCUUUUAAAUGCAAUAUUUGCGAAAAAUCAUUUUCUCAAUUGUCCAAUUUAAAAAGGCAUAAGUUAAUUCAUUGUGACACUAAGCCUUACAAAUCUGAACCAGAAUAA
This is a messenger RNA of Cinara cedri, 5942 nucleotides long. The record is from the annotation of a GenBank genome assembly. Lineage: Eukaryota; Metazoa; Arthropoda; Insecta; Hemiptera; Aphididae.